AUGCUGCCUCCAGUUGAAGAGGCCGUGCUGCAGAACAACCCCGAGUUUGCAGCCCUGUACAGCACUCUUACCACCGCGAUACUGAAUCCUGACGGCACGACAAAGGAUGACAAGAGUCACGUCGCAAAGGAAAGGGGUGCCGUUCGCGAGGAACUUGACACUCAUCGCCUGGUGUCCGCCAAACACCAUCUGCUAGCCCAGACCGUCUCCUCCGCCGUGGCCCCUGAGCCUGCCCGGUCAACUGCAAAGUCCGCGACCAAGGCGGUGCCGCGGCCAUCGGAACUACCAGAGCCUCUUUUGGACCUGUUGCUGCUCCUCCCCCCGCUGCUCACGUGUCCGGAGGAGCCCGCAGCCGAGACCCUUCAACUGUUGCUGGCCAAUCCCCCCCUUUCCUCCCUGGAUGAGCUUGUGCCGGACCUUGCAAGUCUCGUCUCCUCCAACCUCCAGUCUUCGGCUGUCCAGAUCUCCCGGGCAGCUUUCCCGGCCACGAAUCCCUCCUUCAUCCAUCGGCAAGUCCCGUCGCUUGCGCGUCGCAUUGCCGAGCUGUCUUCAGACCUCCAACGGCAGUCCGACUCGUUGGCCGACGCCCGCCUGUCUGCGACUGGUGCCGUCAAUCAGCUGCUCCAGAAGCAGACAGAGAUUCUGGUGCUGCUGAUCCGCUCGCUCGAGGCCAAACACGGCGGCAUUGCGCGCUCCCUCGAGCACCGAGCCGCCGAUGUCUCCCUCGAGGCUCAGCUCGGCCAGGCCAACGCGGAGACUGCCUUGUGGAACGUCAGAAAGAAUGUCUACAGCCCUGAGGUCCGCGAGGCUCUCGAGAAUUAUUCGGUUCACUUGCGAGACGGCCAGUUGAGGCUCCGGGAAGCGAUGAGGACUGCCCAGGUUGAGCUUCAAGACUACGGCGUUGCUGUCGAUGGCCGUGCCGGCGAUCCAAGGAGGGAGCGCGCCCUGAGGGAGGCCGCGAGAGUCCAUAGAGAAACGCGGAGGCAGAUAGAGGAUGCGCAGAAUGAUCUGAGCCGCUUGCGUUAA
Messenger RNA from Diaporthe citri, 1026 nucleotides. RefSeq lists its product as uncharacterized. The transcript has 2 exons. The coding region runs from base 1 to 1026 and encodes 341 amino acids. NCBI's taxonomy places the organism in Eukaryota, Fungi, Ascomycota, Sordariomycetes, Diaporthales, Diaporthaceae. The record is from RefSeq and is a predicted model, not a curated record.